Messenger RNA from Cynoglossus semilaevis (tongue sole), 1355 nucleotides. RefSeq names its product chromosome 2 C1orf146 homolog (gene c2h1orf146). Gene Ontology annotation, biological process: reciprocal meiotic recombination; synaptonemal complex assembly. The record is from RefSeq and is a predicted model, not a curated record. Bases 200 to 715 code for a protein of 171 amino acids. Gene Ontology annotation, cellular component: chromosome. NCBI's taxonomy places the organism in Eukaryota, Metazoa, Chordata, Actinopteri, Pleuronectiformes, Cynoglossidae. The transcript is spliced from 5 exons.
ACAGUUUUAAAAAUUCAAAUUAAAUUAACGACAUGUUUCACAUAAACCUACGACCUUAAUGCCCUACAAACGAUGAAACGGAGCUGGAAAAAAAUCAGCUAGCAGCUGCGACGACGUUUCUAUUGUUUGUGCUAAAGAGCAGGGUCAACAGAUUCGGUUCUCCGUGAACGUCACACCUCACUUUUUAAAAAAAGAAGUUAUGGCGGAGACAACUACUUCUUGGAACACAACUAUUAUACUCAGCACUGCGCUAAAGAACCACACCAUAAGCAGGAUGCUAAUGGCACAACAGCAUCGUAUCAGAUUCUCUGAAACUGUUGAGAAAGGAGCCUUAAUUUUUCCUCUGUCAGGGAAUGCAUUUCUGUUGGUUGAUCUUCAGAACCAUCUGGAACCUUCCGAGGAGUCAGAACUCAUUAAAAGGAUAGACAUUUUUAGUCAGGUUCAUCGCAACAGCUUUCUGCUUUUCUAUCUACCUUUUAGUGGGAAAAGGGGUCUUCAGAUACUGUCUGAUAUUCAGUGCAGAUUCUUUCACACAAAAGUCCGAAUUUUACCUGUACGAAACAACAAUGAGGUCCUCAAUGGAAUGCUGACAAUCGCUAAGGCCACCAGUAAGUCCCACAUGGACAGUAUCUGUUUCCGGAUGUCUCUGGCUCAGGCCCACAUUGUUGAAAGUAGUGGCGUAUGGGAGUUUCUCAAAGGCACACUCAGCUGGUAAAAAGGUCAUCACAGCUUUGUUUUUGUCGUGGUUGUUAUUUAGCCGGAGUCGAGGGAACAUGGACGUGACAAGUAAACUGGUUUACAGAAUAGUUGUUGUGCUUGUUUGACAAAGGAAAUAUUUCAACAGUGUUUGGCUUCAGUACAUUUGCACCAAAAGGAAUUUCCAUUUCCAAAAGGAAAAAGUAUUUUCAGUGGUUCAGUUAAAAAAAUUACAUGUUGAUUGUUUUAUAGUAAUUUUAAUUUUGUUGGGUCAGAAAAAUUUGUAGUUGCCGUGGUUUUUGAAUCAGUUCCAUUUGCAAUGAUAUUCAAAUGGGUGCAAUGACGGUGGUUAGAAGAGUGUCUACUAUUGUAUGUAUCAGAACUAAUUAUUAUUACAUUGUUUGGGAAGUCUGUAUUAAACAAGUAGCUCUCAGUUUCACCAGGCGUCACCACCCCUGGUCUAGAGACUCACACACGAGUAAGCAGUUAGCUUUAAUGUCCAGCAGGGGGAGUCGUGUAACACCAUUAAAGAGCAGUGAACAGUGAACAGCUUGUGCUGGUUUCUAUUUCCAAAAUAAUUUUUUUUUACAUAUCAUAGCUUUUAAGUAAAAAAAACUGUUUCAUGAUAGAAUCUUAAAAAUGUGAGAAAACUUGAUUUA